GGGCCGUCCCUAUACCUUCCUCUGACGCGCGUAUGUUACUGGCCAAGGACACUAAAACAUAACAGGCAUCAUGGCGGCUCGAUUAAUAUUUGGCUUGACCUGUUUGCUUCCACUACUCGGUACGUGUUUGGGCCAGUACAGAGAAUUAACGCCUAUGGAGGGAAACCAAUGUCCCGCCAACUGGGUGGAUGCAAACAGCAAAUGUUACCUGUUCGUUACCUCGGAGAAGAUAACCUUUGAAGAGGCGGUUACCGAGUGUAACGAGCAGCAAGCAACUCUACUGGUUAUCGAUACCCAGGAUGAUGUGGACUUUUUGUCAGAUGAACUGGAUGUAUACCCAACUGACGGCUUCUGGACGGCCUUAGUGCGCCAGGAAAGCUACUGGUACUGGAAAGAUCAGUAUGGUGUCGAUAUGUCAUUAAUAAAAUGGAACGUAGAACCUGACAACGCCAAUGGUAAAGAGAAUUGCGGAGCCGUCAACACCCAGUUAACGUUCAGCGAUGAGGACUGUGCCCAGAAACUGGGGUUUAUCUGCGAAAUGCCGCUGAAACAGGAUCCGGACAACCCAUGUUCCGAAGGCUGGGGUAUCGGGCAAACAAACUGCUAUUAUGUAAGCAGCCGUGAAGACCCCACCGAGAUGCUAACGUGGAAAGAUGCCGUGGACAAAUGUAAAUACAUGGAUGACGGAUCUUCACUGCUGGCUAUGAGAGAUGACGAAAAGGCUUACCUUACCCUGGUUCUCCCAGAACAAGUCGAUGGAACCUUCAAAUGGUGGACGUCUCUAAAUCGUCAGGACAACAGCCUGUACUGGGGCACUCAGUAUGCUGAUAGCCAGCAAAUAAAGUGGACAAAAGAGCCAAAUAACCUAGGAGGGGGAGAGAACUGUGGCGUGCUGUAUGACAACGAGAUGUUCUCGGACGCUGACUGCACACAGGAGAAAAACUACAUCUGUGAGAAGAACGAUAAUACGAUUCCACAAAACGCGGAGGUUGGGAUAUUUGGAUGUGACCGGUCAUGGAUGAGGGCCGGACAUAAAUGUUACUACUUUGAGUCAACCUACAAGGCCACUUGGUCAGAUGGCCGCCAGACCUGUCUAGAGGUCGGAGGGGAUUUCCUAAAAACAGAAAAUCCGGAUGAAGCGGCGUGGGUGUCGUGGGUUCUCAGCUCCAUCGAUUGGCAGGCUUACUGGUCAGGGCUGAACGAUCAGAGCACAGAAGGUACCUGGGUAUGGGCGGACGGUACAGCACUGAAGCCAGACGUAGUGCAAUGGAACGCCGAACCGAAUGAUGUGGCUGGCAAAGAGGACUGCGCCAUGUUGAUGCCGGACGGUGUGUUCAAUGAUGGACGCUGUGGAUUCAAAACCGGCUAUAUCUGCGAGGCGUAUCCCGAAGAUUCGCCCUGUCCCAGCACGUGGAUUGACCAAGAUGCCGCCUGUUACUUCUUUCAACCUGGGAAUAGCGAAAACACCUCUCUCACGUGGUACGAGGCCCGUGAUCGCUGCCGAGACCUGGCUUUACCGGCCAAUGGCUUUCUUGUAGCUCUAAGCAGCCGCACUGAACAGGAAUUUGUGAUACAGAACGUAAUGGGUUUUGGUCCCGAUGCCACCGCCUUCUGGACUGGCCUAAAUGACCGUUUUGACGAAGGGCUGUGGACAUACGAUACAGAUUUUAAUAAUCCUCCUGAUAUGUCGCUCAUACAAUGGAACACUGAGCCAAACGGUGGACAAGAUGCCAACUGUGCAGUGAUUAUGAGUGGUGCCAGGUACGAUGACCAAGACUGUAACAUUAAACACAACUUUAUCUGCGAGAAACCCGUGCAAGCUUCCCAUUAUCUGCGAUAUGGCAACGGAUCUAACGAUGGCGGAAAGUGCUUACCAAGUCCAGCAACUCUAUCUGCUGCCCUUCUCGUCAUUAUCUGCAUCACCUCAAUAUGGAAUCGUUUACAGUAAACAUCCUCCAGCCCCGCCUUUUGAUUUAUUUAUUGACAAAUUACCGUUACACGUAUGGUGGUGGAUGGUGGCAUAUCUGGAAUCUACAUUCCGCAGAUGGGGUCCGAUUGGGGAUGCUGCAGUGCCCGUUUUGUUCAAAAGUGUAU
Liolophura sinensis is the source of this 2094-nucleotide messenger RNA. Its product is annotated as macrophage mannose receptor 1-like. The record is from RefSeq and is a predicted model, not a curated record. NCBI's taxonomy places the organism in Eukaryota, Metazoa, Mollusca, Polyplacophora, Chitonida, Chitonidae. The coding region runs from base 71 to 1948 and encodes 625 amino acids. The transcript is spliced from 14 exons.